Scatophagus argus is the source of this 10102-nucleotide messenger RNA. It is a transcript of the gene phlpp2, whose product is annotated as PH domain and leucine rich repeat protein phosphatase 2. The coding region runs from base 2160 to 5705 and encodes 1181 amino acids. Lineage: Eukaryota; Metazoa; Chordata; Actinopteri; Scatophagidae. Gene Ontology annotation, molecular function: protein binding. The transcript is spliced from 16 exons. The record is from RefSeq and is a predicted model, not a curated record.
GUAAGCCAGAUUUCUCAAUUGCUAAAUGUAGUCUAAACAAAAGCAGCCAUACAAAACCUUUGCCUCACUAAAACUGGCAAAAUUAUGAUUUAAAUUCAGUGCUUCAUUAAGUAGUAAGUAAAGAGGAGUAAGAGCUUUUAUACUGGACAGUUAAUAUCUGUGCUGCAAAAACACAUGAAGGUCCACCAUACCAAAGGAAUAUUGUGGUUUGUGUCCUCACGUUUUCCCCCUUUUGCACAGAUCCAUGAUACCCACCACCAACCCUGUCAGGGGUUGUGUCUCUAAUUUUCUCUGUGAGUGAGGGGAUGCCCAAGGAUCAGCCCUUGCUAUUGAUCUACCAUUCAGCAAAUUUGUUGUCAGAAGCUCUCAGCUUGUUCAUUAUCAGUUUCCCUGGCGAAGAAAAACAUGAACAGCCUUUCAUUUCAUUUGGAUGCCCUUGUGAAGUGAAAGAGAAGGUGGAGAGAAAAUAACAAGUCAGACAGAAUGAGGGGGAGAGAGAGAGCAGGUUGCCAGUGAGAGCCUGUGAGUGGGAGGCAGCAUAAGUUGGUUUGAGGAAAAAUCAACAACCGAGGACAAGAGGCUGAGGCAGUGUCUCCUCUGUGCUUAUGUGACCUACCAUUAACCUGAGUGUACUUGAAGCCUGGCAGAGACAGCAGCGCCGUCUGAUGUGUCCUUCAGCACUGUCCAGCUAAGUCCGCCUGCUGGGCAAGUUGGCAUAAUGAAAUUGAAAACAGUGAAGUUUAAUGCGACAAAACCCUGACUCAUUCAUCAAUAUGAGCAAAUCUUCUGCAAGGGUAGGACAACAGUGGAGAGAGAGAGACAGAGAGACAUAUUCAUACAAUAGAGGUCUGCACAGGCAUUAAACUGGGACCCACAUCUGACCUGUAUCUUCAUCUUUAAGAAGACCAAACCUGAUUGAUACAGCCGUAUUUUAAACCUAAACAUGACUCAAAACCAAAUGCUGUACUUUGUUUCUGUUAGGUUUUAGACUAAAAGUGGACUCCAAAUGAGCAGGCAAAUGAGGCAGGAUAAAAGUUAACGAUCUACUGAAUAAAGAGAUAUAUAGCACAAACAGUUCACUGGAAGAGUUCCAAAAGUCCAACACAAAACAACCCAUAAACCAGGUGACAAGUCAGUAUACAGCAGUCCAAAACUCAACAGAAUUGACUGAAAUCCAAGAGUCCAGGUGGUGUUAAAAAAAUCCAAGACAAACCAGAAAUCCAGCGCUGGAGUGAAGCGGGCAGAGGCGGGCAGGUGAACCCGAGAGGCAAAAAUUAGAGUCAAAAACAACAAUGGUAACAAGCAAAGAGUGUAAGAGCCUGACUUAACACCACUAUGACAAUGGUAUAAUGUCUUCAGUUCCAGUUCUGUCUGAUCCCAGAUCUGUGAAGACCUUAGGAAGAGGAGCAAUUGUUUGAAAUCUUAGCAACAAAAAGAGCUUGGAUGCUUACCACAUUGCACUUUGUCUCUUUCUGCUCAGCAAGCAUUAUUUAUGCACAACAUAUAAACAUGAGUGCAUAUGAUAUUCCAUCCAGAGACCGAGAGAAAUAAAAUCUUUAAUAGAGUCUUAACUCUAAUUAUGUGGUUUUACUUAGGGUCUUGACUGUGACUUUAAGUUAAUAGAUUUAAAUAGAGGGAGAAAGGGAGAAAAUUUCUUCGCUUACUCAAAGGUCAGACUUGUUUUUGUGCAGUGCGAUAUUUCCAGAUGUACAGAACAUGAGAUAAUAGGGCAGUGUCCAUCCUAAGUACAGGUGUAAGGUCACAUCCUAGAGUAACUAAGCUAAACACUCUGACUAAUCUGUAGGUGAUAUCAUAGUGACCGGUGAGUGUCCAUAUGACUUCAUUUUUUGGAAAGUUCCAUGUAUUGUGUAACUGCAGAACAUUUGCUAAUGAUUAGCUGAAUUUGUUUAUCACAGAUGGAUGGAUGGACAUUCGUGUGCAUUAGAGCAACGCCUGUAGAUACACACUAACCUCUGUGUGUGGGCAUUUUCCCUCCAGAGCAUCCAGUGAAUGCAGACCAGCAGGAGCGAACUCUGCUGAAAGGCGUAUUCAACGUCAGGAAGGGAAAGUCGCAGCUGCACAAGUGGGCGGAGCGGCAGGUCAUCCUCUGCGGCACCUGUCUAAUCGUGGCCUCUGUCAAAGAUAGCCUGACUGGGAAGAUGCACAUCCUGCCCCUGGUGGGGGGAAAGGUGAGACUUCAGUGUCAGGUGGAGGAGGUGAAGCGGAGGCAACACUGUCUGAUGUUCAGCUCAGCUGGAUCACAGGCCCAGACAUACUUUGUCAACUUCGACACACUCACAGAUUACCAACGAUGGCAUCGGCAGGCAUCGAAAGUGGUGUCUCAGACAGUAAGCCUGGUGGAUCUUUCCUGCUACAGUCUGGAAGCAGUGCCUGAAUAUCUCUUUUACAGUCAGGACAUCACCCACCUCAACCUGCGGCAUAACUUCAUGAGCCUUCAGGGGCCUGGAGGUCUGCUCAACCUGCCCAGGUUUUCUCAGCUGAAGAGCCUGAACUUAUCACACAAUCGUCUGGGUGUGUUCCCUGAAUGUGUGUGUGACAUCUUCACCCUGACUGAACUCAACCUCUCCUGUAACAGUCUUCAGAUCAUCCCUGUACAGAUAGGCAACCUUCAAAGCCUGCAGACGCUGUCUUUGGAUGGAAACCACCUCAGCUCACUGCCUGAUGAGCUGGGUGGCCUCUCGCAGCUCAACAGCCUAGGGCUCUCCUUCAACAACUUCUCUCACAUCCCUGCUGUGCUGGAGAGAUUGAGUGCAGUGGACAAGCUAGCCAUGGCUGGGAACAGAGUGGAGAGCCUGGAGUUGUCUACUGUGGCGAGAAUGAGCCACCUGAAAAGCAUCGACCUCCGCUUGAAUAGGCUGCACUGCGUGAAAAGUGAGAGUCUAGAGGUGGUGAGCCAGGUGACCCAGCUGGACUUACGGGACAACUGCUUGGACUCACUAGACCUGAGCUCCCUUUGUAACCUGGAGACUCUGCACUGCCAGCGUAACCAGCUGGGGACCCUCACACUCAGCGGUUUCACACUGCGCAUGCUUCAUGCCAGCAGCAACCGCCUUACAGCAGUCAACAUCUAUCCAGUCCCUAACCAGCUGACACUCAUGGACCUAUCACAGAACCUUUUGGAGUACCUUCCGGACUGGGUGUGUGACUGCAGAAAAAUUGAGAUGCUGGACGUCACACACAACCUCCUCUCUGAGCUUCCUUCCAGACUGCUCAACAGCUUGAGUUUGAGAAAGCUGCUGGCGGGGAACAAUCGUUUGCAGAGAGUGCCUGACCUACUUGACCAUAUCCCUCUGGAAGCCCUAGACCUCCAGCACAACAAGCUAGCGGAGCUCCCUGAGAGUCUGUUUUACAAGGCCUUAAACCUAAAAUACUUAAAUGUGUCAGCCAAUGCCCUGGAAAGUAUUCCUCCCAGCAGCCAAUCAGAGGAGAGCCUCAGCACACUCCAGGAGCUCUACCUGACGGGGAACAACCUGAAUGAGAACUGCGGUGCUCUGCUGGUUGGACACCAGAACCUGCGGGUCCUUCACAUUGCCUAUAAUCAUUUGCUCUCCUUCCCUGCAAGUAAGCUGAGUAAACUGGAACAGCUGGAGGAGCUAAAUCUAAGUGGCAACAAGCUGAAGACUAUCCCCUCCACUGUGUCCAGCUGUAAGAGACUGCACACCCUCAUAGCACACUCCAACCACAUCACUGUCUUCCCAGAGAUCCUCAACCUGCCUGAGAUCAAGCUUGUAGAUCUAAGCUGUAAUGAGCUGACUGAGAUCCAGCUGCCUGACUCGUUGCCUGCCACUCUGCAAGAGCUCGACCUGACAGGCAACUGUAGCCUGAUGCUGGAACACAAAACGCUCAACCUCUUCAGUCACAUCACAACCCUGAAAUUAGACCAGAAAUCCACUACAACAGCAGGAGACUCACUGAGUACCUCCACUCCGUGGAACCAUGGUUACUCUGAAAUGAGCGGCCAAAGGAACAAGUUGUGUGUGUCUGUGCUGGCGGUCGACCGCUUUGGAGACGGUGUGGAAGCAUGUUACGGUAUCUUCGAUGGAGACCGCAACGAGGAAGUGCCUCGGCUGCUGCAGUGCACCAUGGGAGAUGUGCUGUGCGAGGAGCUGCAGCACUCCAGCGUUGACAAUGUGUACAUGUGCAACACUUUCAUCACGUCACACAGGAAACUCGGUAUGGCUGGCCAGAAACUGGGUGCUUCUGCCUUGCUGUGUUAUAUUCACCAUGAGUCUUCAGAUUCAGGAGGCUUUUUCAGCCUCACUGUGGCAAAUGUGGGCACCUGCCAGGCAGUGUUGUGCCGGGACGGCCGACCUGUACCUCUCUCUAAGGUUUACAGCUUAGAGAACUGUACUGAGGAAAUGGAGAGAGUUAAACUGAGUAAAGCCAUUAUUACUGAGGAUAACAAAGUGAGUGGAGUGACAUGCUGCUCUCGCCUGCUGGGCUGCUCUUAUCUGUCUCCCUGGGUGCUUCCAAAGCCCUGGGUGCACACUGAGCCUCUCUGUUCCCAGGACGAGUUCUUGAUCCUGGGGAAUCGAGCGCUGUUUGAACGGGUGUCCUACCAGGAGGCUGUGUGCACCGUGCAGGCUGUGCGGGAUCCUCGCGCUGCUGCCAAGAAGCUGUGUUCUCUCGCUCAGAGUUAUGGUUGCAAGGACAACAUUGAGGCUGUGGUGGUGUCCCUGCACAUUAGUGAGGACAACUGCACCUGUGAGCCUUCUGUCUCCACUGCUGAACCUCGUGGUUCCCUUCCUGCCACACCACCCGUGUCCGUGACCCCAGGCCCUACUGACCCAGCCACCCUUUCAUCCAGCAGUGGUAUUGUCUCUGAGUUCAGCAGUGAGACAUCAGCCUCAGAGGUGGGCAGUGAGGCAGGUUCCACCGCCUCAGACGAGCACCCGUCUUCUGGCCCUGCAUCCCGCCCAGAGAGACGCUGUAGUUUACACCCUGCUACUACACUGUGUGGGAUCAUGGUGCCGGGCUCAGCUGGGGCAGGAACCCAUCCAGGCCUUUUCCAGCGGCAACCCUCCUGUGCUACAUUUUCGAGUAACCAGUCUGACAAUGGCUUGGACAGUGAUGAUGAAGCUCCGCUAGAGGGUGUCAUCUCCAAUGGCAGCAAGUUAGAAGUGGAGGUAGACAUUCACUGCUGUGCUUUCCAACUACGGUCGGGGGCCCCUGAGAGCCCCAAAGACUUGGAUCUUGAUAAGCGAGGCUCUGACUAUCCCAAUGGCAAAAUGCGCAGACAGAACAGUGUGGUGGUUUCUGCUACAAACGGCUGCCUGCUGGCUGUGUGUGGGAGAGAGAUUGCCGACCUCAAGAAGUCUCCUUCCACAUCCAGCCUGUUUGGAAAGAAGCUGUCCAAUGGCUCUGUGGUAGCCCCUGAGGACAGUCAUAAUAUCAUUGAGGUGGCCCUGGAGGCUCCUAAAAAGAAGUCUGGCUACUUCACUGCCCCAGCACAGCAGGACCCUGAGGACCAGCUCAUUGUGCCUCCUAGUCUGGAGCAGGAAGUGAGAGAGCAGCUAAGAGGCCAGAGCCCUCUUGUCUCAGGCUCCUCCUUACCAUCCACACUCCCUUGCUUAAAAGACACCGUGUGGGAUCAUCCACACCCCCCUGCUUUUGCCACCAACCUGGUCCCAGGUCCAGGCCCGGUUCCCAUUUUACAACAGGAAGUCUAUGAUACUGCCCUCUAGAGGGGGGAGGGGCCACAGCACAGCACCACAAGGCUGCAAUUAUGUGAUCAUGCUGUUCCAGAGAAGAAGAAGGAGAUUUUUCUCAUACACGUGAGACAUUCCAACUCAAGUUGCCAUUCAGAUCUUUUGUGAGGACAAGACAAACCUGCAGGUCAUUAAGUUAUGCUGCGCCAUUAAUGUGAAGUAAAAAAAGUGCAUGGUCUAUAGUGUCAGAGAAAACAGGGGCAUCCAAGAUAACCAGUUCAUAACAUGAUGUUGUGAAAAAGGAUGGCUGGCUGUUUAAGAGCAACACAAGCCUGACUUGAAAUGGGAUACCUCAUGUGUUUAAACAUGUCAGCAACAUUUCCCUUUACUUAGACAGCAAGCAGUCUAGAGGGCGUGUAUGGGAUUGUGUUGAGUGAGGUCAGUUCUCCUCUCCAUGGGCUCUGUGGUCUCUCAGGUCCUGGAGAGAAGCCCUGUGACUGAAAAAGUGCCUACUGCAGACGACUCAGCCUAGAGGCCUCUUCCCCCCCACAUCCAGGCUGUGUUUGGGGAUGUGAGCUGGUUAGUUAUAUUUUGGAGGAGGGACAGUGUCUCCAAGAGACCAGCACUGGCACAGCUUCUGCUCUCCUCCUCCUCCUCCUGUGGCUUACAAAGGAAAUCAGACAAUAUAAAUGCCUGUAAGGCACAUGGGACUAGCAGAUGUGAAGGCAAAAUAACUACAUUUACGUUGCCAGAGACGUCAGGGUUGGGUUUUAUUUUUAACAUUCCCACUCAGUAUGUAUAGAAUCUUCUAUUUAGUAAAAAAAUUAAUUCUAUUCAGUGUAGUACACUCUCACACCUAGCAGCCAACUGACAUGCUGUGCUGGAGCUGCUGACAUUGAAAUUGAAAAUUGUUACCAUUUAGAGCAUUGCAGUUUGAAUGGUUGUCAAGAAUAAUAUCAAAGGCAUUCAACUGUACAGAGCGGGUGUAUUGUAGAACUCAAAAAUGCUUUUAACAGUAUAAUCUGUGACAGAGCAUGAUCAAGUGAUCUCUUUAGAAACCACAUACAAAAAUCAACAUUUAAAUUCAGCCAGUUUGAUGGUUAGUGGACUGGAGACCCCGGGAUGUUUGGAUAUCAUUUAAUGUCAGUCAUUUGAACAAACAAAUCAAGACACAAAAAUAUAUUAUUACAGGAGAUGGACGGGCAGAGAUGCAGUAUUUGUAUGUACUGUAUGUAUUUCCACUGGUAUGAAGAUUGUACAUUUUAGUAUAUCCAAACUUUGGAGGCUGCCACUCUUUUUCAUUAGUAAACACCCAUGUCCUUUUAGACAGAUUCAGUUACUGACACAGUCUCUCUACAUCUUAGCUCUCUGCACUGCCCACUUAUCCAGAUGAUUUUCAGAGUGUGUUAUUUUAGGUCAUUAUAAACAUAAACUCUCGCAUAUUGCACACAUGCUGUCUCCUGAUCAAGGGGGGCAAUGCUUCUGUACAAUUCAGCUUCCCACAGUUGGUAUAAAAUGUCAUCAUGCACUGGUUGAGAAUAAGAAAUGCACUAUGAAGUUACAUGUAGAACUUUGGCAGUUUGUUUCAUCAUUUUCCAAACCUCUUUUUUAAAAUAUAUAUUCAUAGAACCAGUCAUAUUUAUCUAAGCUGAAAGUAAGUCGUCAAGAAAUACAUUAUAGUUUGAAUUGUUGGGUAAAUAUUAUGCAGCCCUGGAAACCUCAGUUUGUUCAUUCCUGAACCUCCCCACGUUGUGCCAAAAGUGAAAGCAGCUCUGCUGUGGCUGCUGUGGUUAUGAGAAGGCCAAAGUUGGGUAAUUGCUCCUGUUGGUGAUUACUACAUCAGAUGUAUAUUUUUGGUUGCCACUUCCAAACUGCCAGUGGUGCAGUUCUUGCAUUCCACAGCUAUUGCAUAGCUGGACCUUUCAGUGUUCCCUUUUAGCCUUAAAGUGAUACAACUCAGUAUUUUUGAAAGGAGAGGCCCGUUGUUUCAUCCCCGUCAUGAUCUGUUUGUGAGUGAGGUCUUAAGCUCCGGGGGUGUUGUUAGGUAAACCCCCUCCCUCCAUCCCACCCUCCCAUAUACUUUCUUUGCUCCACAGGAAUGAGUGAUAGUCAGUGAUGAAGCCUUAAUUGAUGUAUGAGUCUGAAUCUUUUCCAUUUAUUUGCAAGUUUUUGUCUCUUGAAAGAAAUAAACACUGUUAAAAGCACUUUGUACAUAGAAAAUAAUGAUAUUCAGAGUUAUGUAUAUUUGAGUUUAAUAUAUGAGAUAUGAUCAACAUGGUAUGCCGGGAUUAUUGUGGCUUCUCUAAACCCAACAUAUCACCUCUCAUCUAAGAAUACAUAGCCAACAGAGAUGUGACAGUUCAUCUGGUUUGUUAAAAUGUCUUGACUGAUAUUUACAUUUUCAACAUCAGCACCGUCUUCUAGCAUUACUCAUAAUCUAUAUAGACAUGAAUUAGUGGGCCCCCUCCUGGCAGAAAAUGAUGAAAUGCAGUUAUUGUGCAUAUUAUGCAUAAUUUAUACCCAGUGUUGAUAUUUGGUUGAAACAAUGCGCUAACUGACUCCCAAACGUGGUAUACCUGAAAAUGUUUGGGUUUUUUUUAAAUCAAUCCAUAAUGAAUGAAAAAAAAAAGAUUUCAGAAUUGAGACAAUGAUUUCAACUCUUUUGCUAAAAUUAAGAAUGUGAAAAUCACAUUUUAUGAUGAGGCAAAGAAUUUGUUUCCAGUCACUUUAUUGGUCGGGGUGUGCAGUGUCUGAGAUGCCAAGCGCUCUUGUGGACUCCGUGGUUCAGACCGUGGCCUGACCUCCACGGUCUGAACCCACGUGUGGUGUCGGGCAUGUGGACUGAAGGCAGUGAAACACGGGUGGCACUGCAGGUGUGCCUGUUGCACGAGGAGCUACAAAAGCUCUAAGACUCAUGAUUAUGAACAACAUAAGGAGAGAAGUGGAACUCCUCUUAGGGUUUAAUAUGAAACGGUGGCGUUCACAACAGAUGUUGGGAAUUUGCUCAUACAAAUAUGCAAAGUGUCAACUGUGUAUAUAUUUAACACAUGUUUAUCAGAGCUUCAUCUUUCAUCAACUAAAACUAUAAGUAUCCUAUUUCUCAGCAUGUCUGAAAAUGACUAUUGAGUGAUGUAUGUAUGGAUGGAUGGAUGUAAUCAGGACAGUGUGGGUAAAUUGCAUUGCCCUUUUAUUAUUUUCAGAGUGUGCCCUUUCCCUCGGCUCAUUCGCAGUGUAGUUUUACUAGCCUGGUCCUAGAUUACCAAGUCAGGCCAGGACUGCGUUGCACUGCUACAUUUAGCGCUCUUCAAAACCACUUUGGUCACUUUUUGUAUACAGUUGUACACUGAUUGUUAAUUCAUCCAGUCUGUCUCCUAGAUUUAUUCACCCACUGCCCUGUCAAAUAUACACUACCAACAUGAAGUAUAUUUGAAUCAGUAGACUAACCAGUGUGCAUGUACAUAUGCCAACUGUAUGUGCAAAUACAGGAAAAGUGAGCACAAGGUACGUUUACUUAAAAUAUUCCCUUUAAUUCUUUAGUGGAGGGGGUCCAGGAGUAUAAUGCUCAUAAUUUCUGUUGUGCACAAAAUAGAGGGUAUGUGCAUCUGAGUAGCCCACACUGUCAGUGUUUUUGUUUUUUGUUUUUAUUUCCUAAAAACUGCUGACUCAUUUAUCAACAACAAGGGAUCAUUUCCUCCCUGUACAACUGUGUUUGCGAAAUGUCUGUGUUUGUGUGUGUAUGUCAAAUGAAGCUUAAAUGCACACGUGCAGUAAGUGUAUGCAUGCCCAUGUGAAUAAUGGAUCGAGUGUAAUUUCUGCGUGAAUGAACGAAAAUGCUCCAGUCGUUUAACAUGUGACCAAAGUAGCCACUGUUUAAUCCCACAGUUCCUUUCUGUACAUUAUUUUUUAGAAAUGCUUGAAUAUUUUUUUUUCUCAAUGCCAAGAAGCUGAUGUUUAUUUUUGUACUUCAUUGUUUCAUGCAAAUUUAUAUUUCCCUCUCCACUAACAGAAUUAUAAAAUGAUUGGGAUUCUACAGGAAACUGUCAUUCACUAUGGUCUUUUAUUUGAAGAUACUAAUUCUAACUGUAUUCAAUGUUGACAGCAUGCCCUAAAUAUAAAUCAACACAAAAGCAUAGAGUACAUACAAAAUGUGAUUUAUUUGUACAAAAACCGGAGCAUAUCUAAUAUUUUUAGGUUUUUAUUCUAGCAUGCAGAUUACUGCUGAAAUUUAGUUUCAUGUUUAAUAAAAGAUUCUAGGAACAGGACUAACAAAGAGCACUUUUGUUGUGUUAUCAGACAGAAUUGUACUCCCUUGAAUUAUGAGAGUGGAAGAUGAUCGUGGUUUUGUUUGAAAUGCUGCUAUCAUUAGUUUUGAGCAGACAAGCUGUUUUUAAAUUAACUUUAAGCCAAGUAGCAAUAAAACUUUUUACUGUGAA